Scleropages formosus (Asian bonytongue) is the source of this 4360-nucleotide messenger RNA. Its product is annotated as growth factor receptor-bound protein 10-like. The coding region runs from base 286 to 2064 and encodes 592 amino acids. Gene Ontology annotation, molecular function: insulin receptor binding. The transcript is spliced from 17 exons. The record is from RefSeq and is a predicted model, not a curated record. NCBI's taxonomy places the organism in Eukaryota, Metazoa, Chordata, Actinopteri, Osteoglossiformes, Osteoglossidae. Gene Ontology annotation, biological process: insulin receptor signaling pathway; negative regulation of insulin receptor signaling pathway; negative regulation of Wnt signaling pathway.
UCGUGUGUGUCUGUCCGAGAGUCAGCUGAGCGACAAGUCUGUGGAAGUUGUUCUUUUCUCCACGGGAAUUUCAACCACUUGAGACUGAGAAACUACAGUUCUUCACUCACUUUUAUAAUCAGUACAGUUUAGAAAAAAAAAAAAAAAAAUUAAAAUAAAUAUUGUACUUGAGGAGGACUGCUUCCAUUGUCGUUUUCCGCGCGGGAAUAUCUGCGGGCUUAGUUAGGUUCCUGUUUCACCAGCCAGAAGUGAAUGUGACAGUGGAACAGAAGACAUCAAUCACUGAUGAACAUGGCUGUAGCUGGAUGUCCAGACUACUUUCUACAUCAUCCAAAUUACCAGCAGGAUAAUGUAGACCGGCCCUCUGAACGCACAUCCACCGACCUGAUUGGACAAAGUUUUCAGAAUUCACCUGCUCAUCAAGAUGAUGAUGUAGACCUGGAGGCCUUGGUGAAUGAUAUGAACUCGUCCUUCGAGAGCCUGUACCCCCAGUGCAGCACUCAGACAGAAGCCUCACCCCUCCUACACAAUGGCCAGCCGCACCGUGCCCCCCCACAGAGCGGCAGCCCCCUGCAGCCCGCCUCCCCCGGACACAGGGUUCGCCGCUCACAACCUAUGCACAUCCUUGCAGUCAGGAGACUUCAAGAGGAGGAGCAGCAGCUGAGAACCUCUUCACUGCCGGCGAUCCCGAACCCCUUCCCGGAGCUGUGCAGCCCUACGAGCUCCCCGGUGCACAGCCAUGGCUCCUUACCACAGUGUCAGCCAUCUGGAAAAUACAUUGUGAAAGUUUUCAGUGAAGAUGGCACAGGAAAAGUGGUGGAGAUUCCAGCUGACAUGACCGCCAGGGACCUCUGCCAGCUACUUGUGUACAAGAGCCACUGUGUGGAUGACAAUAGUUGGACACUUGUGGAACAUCACCCUCUUCUUGGCCUAGACAGGUGUUUGGAGGACCACGAGCUGGUGGUGCAAGUGCAAGCAUUGAUGUCGAGUGAAGGCAAAUUUCUGUUCAGGAAGAACUAUGCCAAAUAUGAAUUCUUCAGAAAUCCCUUGAACUUCUUCCCAGAACAGAUGGUCGCAUGGUGUCAGGAGACAAACGGCUCAAUUCCGCCAUCUCAGCUCUUACAGAAGUUCUUAAAUUCCAGUGGAUGUCCUGAAAUACAGGGAUUUUUGUAUCUGAAGGAUGUGGGAAGAAAGUCGUGGAAGAAACUGUAUGUGUUUCUAAGACGUUCAGGGUUGUACUUUUCCAUUAAAGGAAUGUCUAAGGAACCCAGGCACUUGCAGUUGCUUGCCGACCUUGAAGACAGCAACAUCUUCACAGUAAUAACAGGCAAAAAGCUGCACAAUGCGCCAACAGACUUUGAGUUCUGCAUAAAGCCAAACAAGGUGAGGAGUGACUUCAAGGAGUUGAGGAUGAUGUGCGCAGAGGAUGAGCAGAGCAGGACAUGCUGGAUGACUGCGUUCCGGCUCCUGAAGUACGGAAUUUUGCUUUAUCAGAACUACAAGAUACCCCAGCAACGGAAAACAUUGCUCUCUCACUUUUCAACACCUAUGCGAAGUGUGUCUGAAAACUCUCUGGUGGCCAUGGACUUCUCAGGAAGGAUAGGGCGGGUGAUCGACAACCCAGUGGAGGCGCAGAGUGCUGCCCUGGAGGAGGGCCAUGCGUGGAGAAAACGAAGUCAGCGAAUGAAUGUUCUUGGUAGCCCUGGUCCACUUCAUCCUUCCUCGCUUAGCACAGUGAUUCACAGAACGCAGCUGUGGUUUCACGGGAGGAUCACGCGAGAAGAGUCCCACAAGAUGAUCAUUCAGCAAGGACAAGUGGACGGUUUAUUCCUCCUGAGGGACAGUCAGAGCAAUCCAAAAGCAUUUGUCCUGACAAUGUGCCAUCACCAGAAAAUCAAACAUUUCCAGAUCUUACCGUGUGAAGAAGAUGGACAAAUCUUCUUUAGCCUUGAUGAUGGGUCUACCAAAUUCAGCGACCUGAUACAACUUGUGGAAUUCUACCAGCUCAACAGAGGAGUCCUGCCUUGCAAACUUAAGCAUCCUUGCACAGUAGUGGCCUUAUGACCAAGACCGAUAAAUGACCUUAUAGAACACCUUGUCCUGUUACAUUAAGCUACCAGAGACUGCUGAUGGGGAUAUUUUUGUAUAUAUUGACUAAAAAAUUACAUCAAAGACAAAAGACAACAUAGUUCAAGAUCAUUCUUUUAUCUGCCAGUACAUUGACAUCGAUUGACAAACUGAAUAGUUAUUAAAUGUAUUAUCCUAGCCACACUCAUCUGGUAAAUACUUUUAUGCUGUUUAGGAAGGACAAAACUCAGUAAGCAUGUUUGCAAUAUUGUUCAUGACAUGGAUGAGAACCUUUUGUUUUAACCCCACCCCAUUUGCACUCUUUGAAAAAUGGCCUUGAUUUUUCUGAAUAUUGCAUUUCCAAAACAGUCUUUAUGAACAAAUUGGCUUAAUGUUGGAAAUCCUUUGUGGUGAUUAGAUGCAAGAAGUUGACAGUGGAGGGGGGGUAUGUUGAAACUGACCGUAAGUGUUGUAGCUGUCGAACUGUAUGAGCUGUUGCUUUGGAGCAGCUGGGUAACGUACGUAUGUGUGGGUGGGGUGGGGGUCGGGGGAGGGGGGGUGCUUCUCACAGCCCAUACAGUCCUUUGCAGGAUGUGUGUUCUUCAGACAAAGGGUUAUGGCCUUUACGUGCAUACAUAUAUUUCUGAGAAGCUUGUUGUAAUACUCUUGAUGGGGAAAGAUCUUGUGUAUAGAUACAUGGAACAUUGACUUUAAUACAUAUACCUACAACAUCCAAUCUUUUCCAACCUCCUCCUCCCAGCCCCAUCCACCACACUUCAGGAAAAGAAUAAUCAUUUCUCUUCAUUAUUUCUUCACAUUGUUGGGCUUGUAAGUAGCAUUUUAUUGAAAAGCUUGUGCUGCUUAAAGUGAAAUUAAGCUAUGGGAUGCUGUGUGGUCGUGUGGUCUUGUGCUCCUAUGAUGUGACUGAGAACUUAGGAAGAAAGAAUUAAUGCCUUGGAGAUGUGAUGGGAAUAGGAACCAUGUUAUUGGGGAGGACUGUUGCCUGAGAACCUGCCUGUAGAGCGCUUGUCUUUCAGAAAACGGAAUAUUACCACUACGCCCCCAGGAAACUUAGGACCGUGACCUCAGCGUUUGGGACCGGUAACUCACUUUUGACAUCUGUGGACCAUGUGGUCCUCAUGGAGAAACUAGAAAUGCAAUGGGGAACUGGUGUCGUGGAUGAAAUCAGUUUUUCUGUUUAGUGUUGGUCCCUCGUGUGUUACGUUGUACAGUAACAGUAUGUUAGGUGAACGCCCAUGUAAUGAGGAAUAGAGGGAGUUACUUUUCAGUUAUCUUUGUUUUUAUCACCAUAACUGGAAAGAUCGAGACUGAAGAGCCAUCAUUUUGGACCUUUUUAUAACCACGCAAGUAAAAAUUGAUGGAAUAACCGAAUUGCCACGCUAAGUUCUCUGUAUGCUAUACCGCUAUUUAACUGAAAAGCAGCCGAGUUUCAGAUGUUUCAGAAACGUAUUUAUCUGAAGUUAAUUACUUGAAAUUAGAUAUAUUCUCAGUGCUCUGCAGUACAGCUUUUUUUUUCUUGAAAAUGAUUGAACCUCUUUAAUUUAGCUACUGUUCAAAUUACCAAGUGCAUUUUUUUUUUGUAUACUUAAACUGCAAUUAACUGUAGCAAACAUUUUUUGAAGUAAUAUGUAAAGCACAUUAGCUUUUUCUGAUGGUUAGUUAACAUGGUUCACACAGUACAAAUUUUGGUGUACAUGUAUGAAAAUUUACACCCCCCCCGCCAAACAUUUGUUAGGGUUUUCAUCCUUUUAACAUGUUAUGAUCCAGCUGCUCUGUACACUCCAGCUGGACAUAAAGGUGAGUAAAAUUUGGCAGCUAGAAAUAUCGCCAUGUAUUUAUAGUCAUGUCUCUUGUACCACAAGAGAAAUAUAAGGCCUAUUAAUACACCACAUGAUAUUUGCAAUAAAUGGGAUACAAGCAAGAUGUAGCUGCCAUAGUAGUUCCCUAUGUUAUGCAAUUUCACGCAAGACUACUUGAAUUAAGCACUUUUUUGGAAGUCUUUGUAUGAAUAUUGUACUUGUUCCAGAGACCCAUUCAAUCAGUUUCAGUAUUUUAAUUUUGUCGGUCCACUCACUUGAUAAUUCCAGUUUCAUAUUGCUGCAGUAAGAAACCAGAUUGGCCUAAUUUGCUUAUGUUGCUUUAAAUAUGAUACAUGCAAUUUUCUUAAGGAAUAGAUGUAUAUUGCAUAAAAGUCAUAAUAUAGAUGUAACACUUUUGUAGGUUACAGAUCACCAUGUAUGGCAUUUCAUCAUAGCUGCAUAUAACAUGAAGA